Molecule: messenger RNA, 5124 nt
Organism: Neospora caninum
Lineage: Eukaryota; Apicomplexa; Conoidasida; Eucoccidiorida; Sarcocystidae
Exons: 3
Coding region: 1-5124 (1707 amino acids)
Source: RefSeq, a predicted model, not a curated record
AUGGACGAAGCGAACCUGCCGGCGGCUGCAGACUCAGGGCAGACCCCAGUGGGCCCUGUCCCUGUGGCCGCUUCGGGCCCCUGUGGGGACGGUUACGGUGCAGUUGGAGCCCCACACAACGGGCCAGGAGUCUCCGGCGAGCCAGCACGCGGCUCUUUUCCUUCUCCCGCACAAGGGAAAGGCGACACAGGCCGUGGGGUCUCAGUGGGUGCUGUCGACUCUGUGGAGAUUGGGCGAGAAACGGAGGCACUACGUGGGUCUGGACGGAAGCAAACGAGGUGUAGACCCGCUCUCUUGGCGUCUCAUACCGAAGAUCUGAACACUGUCGACGCGAGUUCCUCCUCUCCUUCAAUGCCUGCCUCUCUUGAGAAUUCGGGGGGUGUCCAUACACCUCAGGAGGGGAGCCGUGAGUCUCCAGGGUCCUCAGGGGGUUUUAGAGGAGCGCACAGCCAUGCCCGACCGGGCACACUCCCGUGUGAGGAAGAGCGGCGCUUUCUCGUCCCUCUUCCCUCUGGCCUUGCUCGCUUUUCUCAUCGUCUGUCUUCGUCAGGACGAAUCCAAGAGGUAAAGACUCAGGCAAGCCUCUAUGCAGGAGCAGACGCCAACGCGCCCUCUCCUUCCUCCGCCGAUGACCUCGAUAGAACUGCUGCGUGCUUUUCGUCUGCCUCCUGUCCUUCGGUCGCUGCUUCGGCCGUUGGGACCGACCACGCUUCUUCCCCAGUCGCCGACGGCCAGCAGAGGCCAGAGUUGGAGGGGAAGGAGCCCGGGGAGGCUGAGGAGAGACAGCUAACGGCGCGAACGGGCCCGACGAGCCUAAAGAGGCGAGAAGCCACCAAGUGCCUGUCUGUUGGGUUCGCUUGGGCCCGCAGCCACCCAUGGGGCCUGGAAGUGCUGUUGACUGAGCAAGCAAGAGAUCGAGCUCUGGAGAGCAGAGAGAAAGGGGAACGACAGAUAGCGACGUCACCUCGAGUCUGUACAAAAGAGUCUCUCUCUGUUUCUCCCGUUGACUGUCCCCGGACACCGAAAGGCGGAAACGAACCAGAAGAGGGAAGGCAAGGGAGGGAAGAAGCCGCGACGACCAAGCAGACCAAACACGAAAGAGAGGAGGGAGACCUUAAAACCAAAGAGAAAGAACAGCGUCACAGAGACAGAACGCAUCUGCAUUCUCUCGUCCACGUCGAUGCCACUUCCUCAUUUUCUUCCUGCGCGUUGAAAACCCUCCCCUUCUUGCCAGGUGUCUCCGCAGUCUUCCAGUGUCUCCCCCGCGAAGAGAACGCGUCGUGGCUUCCGCCGUGCAGAGCUUUUGGCGACCAGUGGGAGGCUGCUGUCAAUCCCGAUUUUUGUCAGCUCGCCCCUUGUUGCGCGGCAACUUCUUUCGUAAGCAGAGCGACGCUGGAGAAAGAGCCAGGGAAUCCUCAUCCCUCCUCGCCUUCGGUCUCUGCGCACUGUCCGUCGCAGCACGCGAGAGGCACGGACAGCAAGCAGGGCGUCCAGGAGACGAAACGGUCGAGCGAAAAAGCUGAUUCUCUUGCGGCCGAAAAGACGCGGGCUUCUCGUGACGCUUCUGUUUCGCGUUCUCUUGCGAGUAGCGCGUCGUCGCGCUCUUCGCCUGCGGCGCCCUCUUCUGGCCGCACCACCCGCCGAGUCGCCAGACCCGCCACAGUUCCGUCCUUUUCUUCGUGGCCGUGUUGCGUUCGCCGCAUUCGCUUCUUCCUCCCCGAGCACCUGGCUCUGCAAGACCUUUUGCCGUCGCUACAACCCUCGAGCGCGGCGCUGGGUGCGGCGUCUCCACUGUCUCCGCACCUGGAGUGUCUCGAGAAGACGCGCAAGGCGGCGGGCAGCGACGGCGCCUCGGGCGGCCACAAGGACGCCGAAGGCGCCGGAGUCAAAGUCCACAACCAGCUGCUGCUCGCGUACGUCGUUGCGGAUGGCCGGAGCUUCGCGGGCAUGGGGUACGUCCCGGCUCUGUGCACGUGCCCCGGCAAGAACUACUUCAGGCCCUGGCUGCUGCAGAGACACCGGGCGCUGGAGCGGGAGAGGCAGUGGAGACACUCGGAGCAGGCCCAGCGCGAGGCCGGCCACGUCCCCAAAACGCGAACGAGCGCGCGGGGAGAAGGAGCGAAGAAGACCCCAGCGAAAAAAGGAGAGGGGGGGGAACGGCCAGAAGAACGUGGAGAGGAGCACGAGACGGCCCAAGACUCCCGAAAGGAAGAUCCAGACGGCGCGGAGAAGCCAGUUCCGGGAAAGCACAAGGGACAUGCGGAAGACACGAAAGAGCAUCCACAUGCGCCGGACCAGAGCCGCGGCCUGAAUGCCGUCGGUCCUUCGGCGCGCCCUUCAAGGCCCCUGAGCUCGCAGGCGCCUGCGCUUCCUUCCGCGUGCCCGAGUUGUCAGGGUCUUUUGUUCGUCCCGUACUCUCUGAUUGAAGUCCCUCUCGUUCGCGGCGUUGAGAGCCUCUCGACACUCGCGGAGAGUGUGGCGUUUCCCUCGAAGACUGAACUUUUUUCCGGUUCCCUGCGCCACACAGCCGUCGUGGUGUGCACGAACGAGACGCACGAGCGGCUCUGCUGGCGAGCUCUGAAGCAGGCGAACCUGCAUCGGUCGUCGGUCGUCUUCGACGUCGACGCCAGGGGUUUCGUGCCUUUCCACAGCGGCCGAGAGGGCCCCGAAACCACGGAGACGCGCGAAACUGGGCGAAACACCUUGUCGAAGGAACAGGUACAGCUGAACGAGCACCUCGCGGAACUGCAGCACGUCGGCGAGGAAGCGUCGACGUCUUCCGCCGCGCUGUUCGUGGACGACGGAGAGCAGGCAACGAAGGCCGAGAAGAAGGGGGAGGCGAGAGAGAAGGGAAGCGAGAACGCAGAGAGCAGCGACAACGCGCAGGAGGGUUCGGGCGACCUCGAAGACGCGCUAGCUUCCGCUGUUUUCGCCCAAGAGAAGACGGAGGGCAGGGAACGUAUCUCCAGCUUCUCUGCGGAGCGACGGCCACUCGAAGUGACGCUCAGGUGUGUUGGGCGUCUGGGGAAGAAGCAGAGGGAGGCGGAGCGCAAAGUCGGGAGGAGCGAGGCGGAAGGGGCUUCCGGGGCCGGGAAAGACGAAGCGAGUGGACGGCAGACCGCGGCAGGCGACGGCGGAGCAGGGGGCGAGCAGGGAGUUGACGAAAUCGAGUCAUGCGAUGAUGACCCACAGGUGGGACUGGAAGACGCAGAGGACGACCGCCUUCUGCUCCUCCACCUCCUUGCGACGCGCUUGCUCGCGGAAGAAGAGGGCGAACUCCAGGGCGAAGGCGCACCGAGCGGUAGAGAGGGAGCAGAGAGAGCCGCGCGAGAAGAGUCUUCGCUUCACCACAGAGGCGGCAGCUCGUCCGUCUGCACUCCCUCUCGGUCUCGCGCCGAGGCCACCCCCACAGCUGCCGGCACGCGAGGCGCAGCAGCAUCGACAGAGCUUCCGGAUGGAGAAGAGCCACAGGAAACACAGACGUCUUUCAGGGAACAUCCGCAACACAGUCCUUCUCACACCGCACCUUCUGCGUCUCCGUCUCUGCGUGUGGAGAGCACGGGCCAUAGGCGGCGCGCUCGGGAGACGCAUUCGGAGGAGACAGGAACAGCCCUGGAGAGGGCAGGAAAACCGGGUUUUUUGCAAGAGCGCGAGUUGCUGAGUUUGGUGGCCAACCUGCUGUCUCCCGAGAGUGCAGAAGAAGAGCGGAGAGUGAGAAGACGGAAGACGAGAAGAGAGAGACUGGAUGCACAAGGCCGGCGUCCCGUCGCGGGCCUGUGUCGUGCCCCCACGGAUAGUGAGUCUGAGAGAGAAGACGCGGAGAAACGGGAGGUGAAUCCUACAGGGAAAGCGACAAAACCUGAAGCUGGAGGCGGGGAGAAGAGACAGAACCUCGGAUGGAAAAGCUCUGCUGGGACGGGGGACGACCGCAGGCGGUUAGGCUCAGUGUCCUCGGAGCCUCGUGCGGGUAGCACGUCUCCCUGGUCUUCCGGUUCGAGUCCGUCUCUUUCUCCGAAGGCGACGACUGGCCUUUCGCCUCGGUUUCUUCUUUCGCCUUCCCUCGCUUCGCCGUAUUCCCGACUAGGAGGGAGAGAAGAGAGCGAGACGGCGGAAGGCGCGACCAGACGGGAGAAGCGAGGUCUCGACAGAGAGACGCGCAGCAUGCGCGAGUCGUACUGCCGACGCCGGGGCUUGAUAUGGGGUGAAGAACAAGAACAGGAACUCACCCGACUCGAAAAUUUCUUCAGAAACGAUCCACACAUCUCUCAUCUUCUGCUGGCUUCCUCCGCCGUGACGGAGGCGAAUGGGGUGACGGAAAAAACGGAAGAAGAUCGCACAAAGAGACAAAAGACGCGCGGCCCCCUUCCUAUUGUCCCUCCCGGAAUCAGCCGCCAGGUGUGUCCACCGAAACCGCCCCUUUCGUCUUUUUCCGCGAGUGUCGGUGAGGGAGGAAUCCGGCGAGCAGGCGGUCAAGGAGAGUUGGAGACAGCGGAGUUAGCGCACCCCGCUGGAAGCGGCAGCGCAGAUGGUGGAGCCGAGCCUGUUGUGCUCUUGCCUCGCAAGUCUUUCCCCUACGCUCAGCGACCCGCCCAAGGAAGCGCUGUGCCUCUUCCGUCUUUUUCAGUCGACAAGGAAGGUGCAUGCGGAGCGACGCACUCGAGUGUAUGGGAGAAGACUGAGGAGCUUCCCGGCGGGGCAGCGAGUUCAGUGUGUUCUCUGGCUCCCGGACGCGGUCUGAAAGAUGCAUGUGGGUCGGUAUCUCACGCCGACAGCGGUAUGCACAUGUCUUCGGGAGCACGGCGAGAGACGGAGAGAGGCCACGACGCCGGGAGAGGUGUCUCCUUCUACUCGGAAACCGGGAAAAUCACUCUCCUCCCAAACACUCGCCAAAAGACCGAGCAAAGCCCGAUGAGCUUCCAGCACAAAGGGCGAGAACAGGCAGCGCCUCUCGCGCCCCAAAGCGUAGGUCCUUUCGGUGUGAAUACGUACGCUGCGGCGGCGGGAGAAGAGAGGAGACCGCGAGGCACCGAGGGCGAAGAAGAAGCGAAAAAAGAACUGGAGCAACAGAGACAACAGGCAAGGCUCAUGAGGCAACACCCCAACCCGAAUCUAAGAAACUUCUGA